CUGUGAAAUAAGAUAAGGUGGGGUAUCCGAACUAGCGCGUAUUCGCCAUGGAACAUUCACUUUGAAAUCCCGCGGACUGAAAAGUAUGCACUUGGGUGUUUUUGGGAUGCUAAUACCGGCUGCUCAUUGAAUCGUUGGAGAUUCUUGAGUGUUGCCGUUGUAACGGAACGGGGCGAACCCUCGUUUUGGCGGACCCGUCUAGGCCCGAGGAUGUAGGUAGGCACGCUCGCUCUCGGUGCGGUGCAUUGGGCAAAGACGGGACAAGAGCGGCAAACUUGCUCGUUUCGUGCGACGCGACGCACCGCUUCCCCCCCGCUGCGUUUGUGCUCGCUCGCAUGUAGGUGCUGCAUUUCUCACAGAGUGGCUCAUAGUGGGCGCUUUUGCCAUCGUUCUUCACCCCCUUCACGGCCCGUGCCAGGGGAGAACUCCGGACAGACGGGCAGACUGACUGACACACGGUUAGCCUGCCGCCGACACAGCCUCAUAACACCGCUGUACUGGCAGGUCCGGCGGCCAAAGAUUUCUCUGGUGGUGCUGGCCAUAGCGCCAUGGCUCAGACCCUUCAGAUGGCGAUCCCAAACUUCGGCAACAAUGUCCUGGAGUGUUUGAACGAGCAGCGGCUGCAGGGGCUGUACUGCGACAUGUCCGUGGUGGUGAAAGGCCACACCUUUAAAGCUCACCGCGCCGUGCUGGCGGCGAGCAGCUCCUACUUCCGUGACCUUUUCAACAGCAGUGCGGGCAGCAAAACCCCUACGGUGGUGGAGUUGCCCCCGGCCGUACAGCCGCAGAGCUUUCAGCAGAUCCUGGCCUUCUGCUACACCGGCCGCCUCAGCAUGAACGUCGGAGACCAGUUUCUGCUCAUGUACACAGCCGGCUUCCUCCAGAUCCAGCAGAUUAUGGAAAAGGGCACGGAGUUCUUCUUGAAGGUCAGCUCGCCCAGCUGCGACUCACAGGGCCUCCAUACUGAAGAAACCCCUCCGUCGGAGCCUCAGAGCCCUGUUACCCAGACAGCGGCGGGUGCUGUGGCUAACGGCGGAGGCGGGGUGGUAGCUACGGCAUCCAGUCGACCCGCUUCCUGCUUGACCCCGUUGCCCCUCGUCUCUCGGGUGAAGACAGAGCAGCCGGAGGCCUCGCCGUAUUCGGUGGUUUGCACGCCGGUGGCCAAGCGGCUUUGGGAAGGAGGCAAUCGGGAAGGCGGCGGAGGCUCGGGGGCGGCCGGUGGAGGAGGGAUGAGGAAGGCGGCUCGCUUUUCCCAAGAAAUG
Messenger RNA from Sinocyclocheilus grahami, 1262 nucleotides. Its product is annotated as nucleus accumbens-associated protein 1-like. The record is from RefSeq and is a predicted model, not a curated record. Lineage: Eukaryota; Metazoa; Chordata; Actinopteri; Cypriniformes; Cyprinidae. Gene Ontology annotation, molecular function: DNA-binding transcription factor activity, RNA polymerase II-specific; RNA polymerase II cis-regulatory region sequence-specific DNA binding; protein binding. The transcript is spliced from 2 exons. Gene Ontology annotation, biological process: regulation of transcription by RNA polymerase II. The annotation marks the transcript as partial.